GUGCCCGCGGUCGGGCUGCAGCGGGAGCCGCGCCGCCCAUGGGCGCUGUGGCGACCCCGAACGCGGAUCCGUCCCCCGCCAGCCACGACACCGAGCCUGGCGCCGCGGCCGCGCCCGACAGCCCUCGCCCGCCCUCCAGCCUCUGCAGCAGCCCCGGCUCGCUCCUGCCCGACAGCCUCCAAGCCUUUCCCGGCCUCGACUCGCCCAGCAUCCAGUGUGACAGCCUGGAGUGUCCCCCCUGCUCGUGCUGCUGCCGCUGCCGGGAGCAGGGCUCGGCCGCGGCCAGCGAGGACAGCCUGCAGGCCGCUCUGGCCCGCGGCUCCGGCACACGGUGCUUGGGCGGGCACCGCGCCUCCUGCGACUUCUCCGACAGCCUGGAGUCCUUCAUCCGGCACGACAGCCUCCAGUCGCUCUCCAGCCUGGGUGUGAGCUCCUCCAGUAUCAGCGGUGAUAGCCUUGAAUCCCUUUCCAGCCUGAGCCUGGGGGCCCCCAGCCAGCACAGCGAUCUCGAGAUCGGGGAGUGAGUCUGCCUCGGCUUCCCGCACAACGCCCGGCUGCUGGCUCUCUGCCAGUGCCACGCUGCUGCCCUUCGUUCGAAGGUGAUACUGUUCCAGGUGAUCCUUGCUGUAUCCAGUGCAAUAACCUCAGACCUUACUGUGGCUGCCAUUCCCAAAUAAAGUGCUUCAGAGGGGCAGUGCCCAUUAUUACCUGCAGUGUUACUGCUGAUUUUUUGUCACCAGCUGAGAAUGGAAGUGCGUGCUCCUCAGAGGAAUCCCAGCUACCUGUCAGAUCUCUAUGAGAACAUGUUAAGGGCACAAGGAGCAGUGGCACAAAAGCAGCAGCAGCCCCCAGCAGUCCAUACAAGUAGCAGCAAGACUUUUCGGAGCAGUGCCCCAGCCAAGGAGAGCCCCCAGGCAAAAAAUCAUGCGAGCAGCACCUCCUCCAGCUGUGACCCAGCCCUGCGGCCCAUCAUGCGUCGUCGAGCGAGGUCCCUGCCGACAUCACCCGAGAGGAGGAAGAAAGCAGCACUGCAGUGUCAGGAGCCCGGCUGCCAGAACCGCAUGAACCGCGUCAGGUUUGCUGAUGCUUUAGGCUUGGAGCUCACUGAAGUGAAAGUCUUCCAGACUGGGGAGGAUCCAUCCAUCCCUUUGCACGUCCUUUCCAGGCUGUCCAUAAACUCAGAUCUCUGGUACAGCAACUUGAGCUUGGAGUUUACUAUGCAGUGCUUGGUCCCUGACUUCCAGCAGCCUGCAGACUGUCUGGAUUUCUCAUCCCGACUGCAGGAGCAGCAGGUGUGUCUGGAACGGGUGACCAGCUCAGAUCUGGGGCUCAGUGGCACCAUCCAGGUUCGGAAUGUUGCUUUUGAGAAGCAGGUGUCCGUGCGCUACACCUUCAACCAGUGGGAAAGCAUCCACGAGGUGUGUGCUCGUUGGAACUGCAGCAUCCCAGAGGAAAACGGGCAGGAUCAGGUCGAUGUGUUCACUUUCUUUCUUCCUGUGCCUCCUUUCCUCCUCCAGCUGAGCACUCUGGUCCAGUUUGCAGCAAGGUACCAAGUCAACGGCCAGGAGUACUGGGAUAACAACAGAGGCAAGAAUUACACCCUCAGGUGCCGGACUCACCCCCUGAAGCUGCCCAGGGAGUGUGAGGAGAGCUGGAUCCACUUCAUCUGAACAGAGGGAGUGGUGCUGAGCAGUGGUCUGGUGGCACUCUGUCCCUUGGCAUGGCACUCUGCUCCUAUGGCAACAGUCUUCUUUUUGAAACCUGCCAAACCUGGCCAAGUGUGCCAGGGCUGGGAGGCAGCCAGUGGCCUGUACAAACUGCCCUAAACCUCUGGGAAAGUUAAAAGGGCCAGAAUCUGUCGUGAGAUACCAUCACAGAAAAGCCAUGUGGGUUUUUUGAGUUGCAUGAGUCAUUGCAGAAUGGUUCCCAGGAAUGCUGUGAGGCUACCAGAGAGCAAAACAACACAUUUCUUGUUGCUAGUCAUACUCUUGGUUGCAUAGAAUGUUUCAAACUUAUCUCUCUUACCAUUUUCUACAGUUUGUUUUCUAAGUGGACAGUGUGGCUUAACUGGUUUUGUUUCUAAUUUUGUUUAUAUUACUUCACCAAGUCAGGGCACUAUUCCAUUUAUGCAUAAUUUGGAUGACAGACGCUGUAGGGAGUACUUGUAUUUUUAUAUAUGUAUAUGUUACUAAGGCUGUAACCAUGUUAAGUGUUCCCAUUAAUAUCUGAGUUGGAAAUUCAAUGCUACUAUGAGCAAAACAUACAUGAAAAUGUGCCAUCAGCCCCUCUGUUUCCCUUGGGAAAAAAACAAAAGGUGCCUUUUCCUGUCUCCUCCUUGCAGCAGGAGUGAUUGUUACCAAAGUGUGUGUAAGGCAGAUCCGCCUGGGGAAAUUCUCACCUUUGUCAAGUGAUGCCCAAGUAGGUUUUUCUCAAGGUGUGGUACAGGAAUUGUGUUUUUUUCUGGUGCACCUGCUUUUACUAAGGGAAACAAGACUAAUAUUGGACUUGUGUUGCAAAUGCAGUUUAAGGUCUCAAAGCACUGCAUGAAUGCUCAUGAUUUUAUCACUGUUCCUGGUAAAAUAAUAGCUCAAGAAAUGGAUAUGAUAUAACUAAGUAUAUAUAAGGAAAAGAAAUAGUACAGGGAGCAGGGUACAGAGGCUUCGAAUAGCAUUCCAGAACCCUGAAUCACAGUUGUUCCCCAGUGUUCCAGAACUACUGCAGAAGUAGCUUUGAUUACUUUAUUUAUCUGCUUGCCAUUAUAAAACAGUUGAACUCCCAAGACUGCAGCCUUGCAACACAAGCAGAAACUGGAAAACACUGAAUUACACAGACCCAUAAAUAGCAUCCCUUCUGCUGCAGGGAGAGCUCAGGAACACUGUUAGACCACCUUCCUCUGCUUCUUGUUUCACUAUUUUUGUUCUGUGGUUUUAGUGUGGUUUAAGAUUUGCAACAGGCUUAAAUUUAUAAAGUAAAAGUUUGUCCAUAAUUGUUCCCAUACGUAAUCAUUACUGCAUGGAAAGUUUAGCUUUAUGUGUGUAACAUAGACUUUCAGAGCUGGCUGGCUGGAGAUAUUAGAAGAGCUGUGUUUUAGGACUAUGCUGUGAAAAUCAGGCCACUUACUUGUGCAUCUUAUUUUGGAUUGGUGCUUAUUUAUCAAAAUCACAAGUUGUUUGUAAAGUCACAGUUGUAAGCAACCCUUGGCCAGUUAUGUAUUAGUCUGAGAAGUCCACUGAGUAAUUCUGGAAGUGCAGAAACCCCAAGAAAAUUAAUUUGUCUGGCAACUUAAUGCUGCUUCUUUGUCGUGAUACCCAUUUAGCAAAGCUGGGGAAGCUGCCUCAUUCCAUUGGUCUUUGCCUUUCAGAGGAACCAGAGUCAGGAAUGAGGAUUCUGUGAACUGCUGAGCACCUUUUGCAGAGUACUCAGAAAGCUCAGUCCUAUCUGAACAUGCACAGAAGUACUUGUGCUGAAUAAAAAGCACUGUUUUCAAGCAUUAUUCCCCCCCUAUUUUUCCUUCUCACAUUACUGUUGUUCUUCCACCAGCAGACCCAGCACACCAUAAAAACCUCUCUAUUACCAGACACCAGUUCACAGUGGGUGUCUCUGGAGCUCAGAGCAAUACUUGCUUUCGUGCCAGAAGGAUGUUUCUGUCUUCUGGGACAGACUGUCAUGUGCUAGCAAAUGUCAGAGCUGAGUGUUCCCUUGGCCAGGUCAGGUUUUGUAAAGCUGAGGCUGUCACAAGAAGGGUUCAUGCCAGAUGUAGCACACUGUGAGAGGGGUGGAGAAAUGAAUGUCUCAGCAGUCUCAGCUGCGCUUCUAUUGUCUUCCUUCCACAACCUCUCAGGGUUUUGGCAUGUGCAAGGUCUUGAAUACUAAAUACUGAAGCAUUAUUCCAAAUUUCCUUUUGCUCUGUGCUGGCCUGCACUGCUGGGGAAGGGCUGACAGUGCAGUUCUGGCACUGCUGGCUCAGUGGAGCAGUGGAGCAGAGAGCCACCUCCGGGUUAAGCUGCUAAAUCUUCACACCAGCACUGACACCUGUCACAGCAGAGCUGAUAUUUGCACUUAGGUUUUAUUGCCACACUCAGUAGUGAACAUGAAAUGGCUUCUGGUUGACAAAAAUGGGAUUAAGCCAUUUAGUGCUAAUAUGCACCUGUUGUGAAGGUAAACUUACACCACAUUUGUAUCUUCUCAGGACAACUUGACUGCUUGCACUGUGUUCAAACUGAGCACUUCCCUUAUAAUGAGGAUUUUGUAAAAGUGAAUUCUUCACAAAGAUUAUCACCAUAUAAUGCACUUUUAAAAACAUGUAUUUAUUAUUGUCAUACAGUAAAUGAAUGUCUAAUAGUCCACAGUUUCAAGGUUCUUUCAAGCAUGUUUUUUAAAGAAACAUGAAAUCCAUGUAAAUAAAAAGGGGUUGUACAUUACACAGUAUAUCAAUGAAGCACAUAUGCUGGACAAAAGGUCCAGAAGUUGUACAAUUGCAAAGUGCUUAAUUAAUUUUAAAAAGCAAUAAUAAAACUAUGCCUAUUGUAAUACAGAAGAUUGAAAUAAAAGCUUUUCACAAUU
Messenger RNA from Passer domesticus (house sparrow), 4563 nucleotides. It is a transcript of the gene PPP1R3D, whose product is annotated as protein phosphatase 1 regulatory subunit 3D. The record is from RefSeq and is a predicted model, not a curated record. Gene Ontology annotation, molecular function: protein phosphatase 1 binding; glycogen binding. Lineage: Eukaryota; Metazoa; Chordata; Aves; Passeriformes; Passeridae. Gene Ontology annotation, cellular component: protein phosphatase type 1 complex. The coding region runs from base 747 to 1670 and encodes 307 amino acids. Gene Ontology annotation, biological process: regulation of glycogen biosynthetic process. The transcript has a single exon.